AUGACCUCAGAAACAGACUCCAGCAACCCCAAGGCACCCGAAUUGGCCGACCGACCAUCUUCCAUGGCCGCUGCAGCGUUCCUAGGAGUUGCCUGGUUUAUAUGCAUCGAGCUUAACAUCCGCCUGCUCUACAGGGCCACACGUCGCAGCCUUUACUUCUGGAGCUGUUUACUCUGCAGUUGGGGGCUGAUAGUCCACGGCAUCUCCAUUAUCUUGGCCAACUUCAACAAGUGGACGUCUUACUCGGCCAUCGUCUUCAUCUACCUAUCAUGGCUCGUCUUCGUCGUCGCCCAGUCUUUUGUCCUCUACUCACGCCUCGGCCUCCGCCACCCACGCUUCAGCGCACGACUCGAGAAGGCCAACCUGAUCUGGGACAAAGUGCAAGUCGGCGCUUUCUUCACCCAAGAAUGCAUUAUCGGAAUGCUAUACAUCUGGCAAACAUCGAAGUACUUCCAGAGCCUCGAGCUCCUCGGCAAUAGUCGUCGCACCACUCGAGACAACCUCCGCAAUCUCAUCGCUGUCAACGUCCUCAUAAUCAUGCUCGAUGCCAGCGUCCUGGGCUUGGCCUAUAGCGGUCGCUUCUUCAUGCAGGGCUUCUAUAAGGUCGCUGUAUAUGCCGUCAAGCUGCGCACGGAGUUUACCAUCUUAAACCAGCUGAGGCAGGCGCUUGCGGGUGGAUCGACAGGUGCGUCGGGAUUUGCUGUGCAGACCGACCAGAGACCUAUCGUGAUGGCUCCUCUAAAGUCAAACGACGUGGUGGAGACGGUUGAAUGA
This is a messenger RNA of Alternaria triticimaculans, 774 nucleotides long. RefSeq lists its product as uncharacterized. The record is from RefSeq and is a predicted model, not a curated record. The coding region runs from base 1 to 774 and encodes 257 amino acids. Lineage: Eukaryota; Fungi; Ascomycota; Dothideomycetes; Pleosporales; Pleosporaceae. The transcript has 2 exons.